AUGAAAAAGGCAACAGAUUGUCUUGGAGCUUUAUAUAAUAUCAAGAAGGAUUUCGAAUAUGAUACUAUCAAAUAUUCCAUACAUAGUUUAAUCCAACAAUAUGAAAGGAAUCCAAAUCCUUUCUAUAUGGAAAAUUUGGAAAAUUGGUAUAAUGUUAACAUAUGGGGACCAAUUGUAGACAAAUGUUAUAAUGAUAUUGAUUAUAUAAAUGUAGUGAGGGGUGAAUCAUGCAGUAUUGCAAAUUCAAUUCAAAAAAAUCAUGAUCAAUAUGGUGGUUCUGAGGUAGAAAAGAACUAUGAAGGAAAGAAAUCUACAAAAUGGCUCUCUGAAGCUGAUUUAAAAUUGCCUAAGGUUCUAAAAGACAUGCUUUUGCUAUUAAACAGUCAUGUUUCUGAUAUGAGUGAAAGAAGGGAACUCAUAACUGUUGGCUACAUCCAUGGGGGUCUUCAACUUAUGUUUAUGACUUUAGAUAGUCCUGUCUUGUAA
Entrophospora sp. SA101 is the source of this 486-nucleotide messenger RNA. NCBI's taxonomy places the organism in Eukaryota, Fungi, Glomeromycota, Glomeromycetes, Entrophosporales, Entrophosporaceae. The record is from the annotation of a GenBank genome assembly.